AUGCUGAAAUGAAUAUACUUUGCAUAUAUGUCUUCAUUAAACAAUAUCCUUUAUUUCCAAUCUGGACUUGGAGUUCUAGCCAAUUUGUUUCUCCUUUUUUUCUACACUGUCAUAAUCCUGUGUCACAGACCUAAGCCCACAGACCUGAUCUCCUGUCAACUGACCUUCGUCCACAUAAUAAUGGUCCUCAUUGGAGGGGAUAUUUGGCUUACACACGUAUUUGAGUCACUGAACCUUGAGAAUGACUUCAAAUGUAAGGCAACUUUUUACAUAAGCAGGAUGAUGAGAGGCCUCUCCAUCUGCAUCACCUGCCUUCUGAGUGUGUUCCAGGCUGUCACUAUCAGUCCCAGUACCUCACUGUUGGCAAAAUUUAAACAUAAACUAAAAACAUACAUGAUCUAUGCUUUCUUCUACCUCUGGUCUUUCAAUUUGUCAUUCAGUAGUAGGUGGAUCUUCUAUGUUGGUACUUUUACCAAUGUGAGUGAGAGCAACCAGAUGAAGGUCACUGAAUCCUGCUCACUCUUCCCCAAGAACUACAUCAUUAGUGCACUGUCUUUAACAGUGACAAUCUCCAGAGAUGUCUUUCUUGUAGGAGUUAUGUUGACCACAAGUGCAUACAUGGUGAUUAUCUUGUUCAGACAUCACAGGCAAUGUAAGCAUCUUCACAGCAUCAGCCACACAAGAGCAUCCCCCGAGAAGAGGGCCACCCAGACCAUCUUGCUGUUGGUGUUUGUCUUUGUGGUCAUGUACUGGGUGGACUUCAUCAUCUCAUCCACCUCAGUCUUGUUAUGGAAGUACAACCCAGUCAUCCUAACUGUUCAGAAGUUUGUGAUGAAUGCCUAUCCCACAAUUACUCCUCUGGUACAAAUCAGUUCUGAUAACAGAAUAAUCAACAUUCUGAAACAGAUGCAGUCAGUGCACCACCAAAUUUUUAAAAAAGCAUAA
Peromyscus californicus insignis is the source of this 945-nucleotide messenger RNA. RefSeq names its product vomeronasal type-1 receptor 90-like. The record is from RefSeq and is a predicted model, not a curated record. Lineage: Eukaryota; Metazoa; Chordata; Mammalia; Rodentia; Cricetidae. Bases 28 to 945 code for a protein of 305 amino acids. Gene Ontology annotation, cellular component: membrane. Gene Ontology annotation, molecular function: pheromone receptor activity. The transcript has a single exon. Gene Ontology annotation, biological process: G protein-coupled receptor signaling pathway.